Messenger RNA from Fulvia fulva, 2457 nucleotides. RefSeq lists its product as uncharacterized. Bases 1 to 2457 code for a protein of 818 amino acids. The transcript is spliced from 3 exons. The record is from RefSeq and is a predicted model, not a curated record. Gene Ontology annotation, biological process: DNA-templated transcription; regulation of DNA-templated transcription. Gene Ontology annotation, molecular function: DNA-binding transcription factor activity, RNA polymerase II-specific; zinc ion binding; DNA binding. NCBI's taxonomy places the organism in Eukaryota, Fungi, Ascomycota, Dothideomycetes, Mycosphaerellales, Mycosphaerellaceae.
AUGCAUGAAUGCCCUAUCUGCCAUCGAACCUAUCAGGCUCGCACGCCGCUGUCCCGUCAUAUCCACAAUCACUCCCCAGACCAUCUAGGGCGCCGGCACGCCUGUGAAACCUGUGGGGUGAGUUUCGCUCGCCGGGAUCUGCUUAGUCGCCACCAGAACAACAAUCACUCAGGGUAUAUGUCCUCUCGACGACGGACACAUACUGCAUGUGACCAGUGCCGUAAGGCGCGCAUGCGUUGCGAUGGGCAAAUGCCUUGUUCGGCUUGUCAGGAGCGUUCCAAGUCUUGUCGCUACACCGAUGGCCGGUCACGACUGAGCAAAGCCGCUCCUCGCAUCCGUCUCGAUUCCAUGCCCUCCAGCAUAUCCUCACCUCGCCUUCUACAAACUCAAGACGAGCGGCAGCAUGAUGGUGAUUCUCAACAGCAACCGCUUGAUGGACAUGCAGGACCUUUGCUCAACGAGACUCAAGAGCAACCUCUCGACGGCCUGGAGGGUUUAUUGGGGCAAGACCAAACAGAACCCCAUCAGAUCUACACUCUCGGCUUGCCGAUGGAUCUCGACGGUAUUCCUUGGCCAUGGCUUCAUGAAACCUCGUUCCUCCAAGAUGACCCCGGGCUUGGAGACUUUGGAACCGUGGCAACGCAUGAUUAUUCCGCCAUGCUUCCAGCACCCGAGAGCCAUGACCUCUGUGGAGACUUCAGAGAGAAUGACACGGUGCCUGACGGUCAAAGUCACGUAGCAGCGUCAUCAUCGCAUCCCGUUCUCGAAGAUGCCCGUCCACUGGAGGCAGCUGAGGUUGAUAAACUCGUACACCUUGCGUCUCAGCCCGCCAGCGGACCUGGCGCCAAUGCUGGUGGUGAAGAUUGCUUUUGGGAUCAUGUGUUGUUCGUCGCAACUUUCAUACGUGGCAUAGCAACAAGUGCAGAGCAACCUCUCUCAGCCGGCGACGUGUUCCGUGAACAUCUCCAGGCCUACUCUACCAAUUUCAAUCGUCUGUGGCCAAUGUUCGUCGACAGCGACAUUCAGGCCGGUCGACUGCACCCAAUUCUCUACCUGGUCCAGUUGUCCAUCGGUUGCAUGUAUGGGUCGCCAUCUGCGAAGCACUUCGGGACUCUUCUGCACAAAAGUUUGCGCCAACUACUAACGAGCUUCUUGGCUGUCGAAAGUUUUGACGGUGAUAUCAUAUGGCUCGCUCAUGCUCGGCUACUAACUCAAGUUCACGGUCUAUACUUUGGCCAGCCACAAGGCUUCUCUUACGCGCAGCAUCUAGGUGCCGUCCUUGUCGCUCAAGCAAAACGCCUGGGCCUUUUUCAGCCCACCCGGCAGCCUGGCGCGGACUUGCAUGGGGACUAUUCGGGAUGGAAGUAUGCUGAAACCCGCAAAAGGCUGGCUCUCGGUGUCUUCCGAGCCGAUGUCUUUACAAGUGUGCUGCUGAACACAGCGCCUUUGCUGUCUUUUGAAGAAGUAUCAGUCACUCUACCGUGCUCGGAUGAUCUGUGGCACAACAAGCAUGGACUACUCGCAGAAGCUUUGAGCGUCAUGAUCAAUGCAGAGGCCCGCCAGCGCCUUGCUUAUGGUCUGUCGGACUUAAGCAGGAUCCUACUCGAUCAGUCUGAGAAGAUGCCUGAACUCGAUGUUAGCGGUUACGAGCUGGCACCUUUCACUCUCCAGUCACCGAUUUGGAAAUUCUCUCAUGAUCCGGCACUCUUUCCUCGGCUCACUGGCAGACACUGGAAGCCCGUAUCUCAUGCUUUUGGAGUAGCUUCGCAAGCGCAAGUUACGGCGCCGCUCGACGGCCUUUUCUCAACCACAGUAUACCGCCGGUCGAGUUACACUGAUGCCCUACCCGACACCCCACAUGACGCGCUGGGACCUAUCCACCGGCACAUGCACGACCUUGUCAACGAUCGAGCUCGUAUAAAGCAUGCGUUAGACGCCUGGCAUUGCAGCUUUACUGCUGCCCGUCAGAUGCCUGCUUCCAUGGAUGAUCGAGAUACAUUAAUGAGCAGCUUACUGCUUUGGCACACAUUGAACAUACAAUUGGACGCGCCUUUGAAGCAACUGCAUGACAUCACUUAUCGAGCUGCAGCGCAGCGAGCGGUCGACAAAAGCACUGUUCAGCUUGUCCGUGACUGGAUACCGACAGAGAGUGCCAUGAUCGCCGUGAAAGCAGCCUGCGUGAUCUGCGAAAUCAUUGACAGCGAGCUUACGCGGUCUCCGGGUCAACGUGCUUGCUUCAAUUUCCUAGCAUUCAGCAGCCUUCAUCAUGCCGCGGUGAUCCUCUGGACUACGACGCAGAGCGCGGAGUUUGGGUCGUUUGGGACAGUCGUGGCACGGGACACCUCUGCUCUGCUGCAGGCGUGCGCGCGGCUUUUCCGUGGCCUCAGUCCGCUCGGUGGUGAGUCAUUUGGGCUUGCCGCAGAACGCUUGAUGGACUGUCCAUUCCCAACUGCAUGA